UCUUCUUCUUCUCUCUUCUCUCUGCCCCCGACUGUGAUGUGUUCAUAGCAGCCUUAUCUCCGCUGUUCACCAGUCACGUCUAUAGGGCUGAUUGUCAUCUUUUACAGAGAGACCAAUUAAAACCACAAAGGAGAGAGGCGUUCUACAGCCACUGACCUUCACCUAUCUACUCACUAAAAGCAUCUAAGUGCAGUCCUGUGCGUGACCAGAGGAGGACGCUGUUUUGACACUUCUACUCUGCCCCCUGAUAAAUAAACCAACAGGUCUUUUUUCUUUUCUUUUUUUUUUCCUACACAUGAUUUAAAAGACAAAGGCAGUUGAAUUGGUGCUCUUUGCUUACUGCUUUUGAAAUGGCUGCAUGGGAGGUUCAUGGUUCUCUAGAUACCAAAGAAGCAAAAAACUUUUCUUCUCCAAUCGCAAACAAAUCGUGUGUGGGCAUGGAGUGCUACAUGGUCCUGACAAAAGCUGAGAAGACAGCGAUUGGCUCCAUCUGUUUUCUGGCUGGUCCUCUCACCUUUCUGGAGAACAGUGUGGUUCUUUUGGUGAUCCUGUGUACAGCAGCCCUCAGGCGGAGGCCGUCCUACCUGUUCAUAGGCAGUUUGGCUCUGGCCGAUGUGUUUGCCAGCUGCUUCUUCACCACCAGCUUCUUGGACUUCCAUCUGUUUCGGCGCAGAGAUGGGCCCACAGCGUACCUCUUCAAGUUAGGAGGAGUCACGAUGGCCUUCACCAGCUCUGUGGGCAGCCUCCUGCUCACAGCACUGGACCGUUACCUGUGCAUCCACCAGGUGUCCUCAUACAAAGUGCUUGUGACGCGGCGCAGAGCCCUGCUGAGCCUGCUCAUCCUGUGGAGUGCCACCACUUUCAUCUCUUUCCUGCCUCUGAUGGGCUGGAGGUGUCCCACGGGCCUGACCCACCCAUGCUCACGCCUCUUUCCCUACAUCAACUCGGCCUACCUGGCCUGCUGGACCAGCUUUAUUCUGGUUCUCCUGGCUCUCAUUUUAGGAGCCUAUGCUCUGAUCUUAUGGAAAGCCCACCGCCAUGAGGCCUCUAUGACCAGCUUGCAGGUAGCAGCAGCAUCAGGACAGGCCCGCAUGAGAAUGGACAUCCGGCUAGCUCGAACAUUUGGGCUCAUUCUGCUUAUCCUAGUGGGCUGCUGGCUCCCUGCACUGUCCUUCAUGAUAGUAGACGUGUGUGUAGUGCUGAACCACACUCAGCUCAGGGCCUUUGCUUUCUGUAGCACACUGUGCCUGGUGAACUCUGCUGUCAACCCUCUGCUGUACGCACUACGCUGUCGAGAGCUCAGGGAGGCUCUGGUGCAGCUCACUCAUAAACUGUGUGAAAUGGGCAAAUGUAAAAAACCUGCAGAGCACCUCUCUCCAGAAUCACAGGAUGGAGCGGACAUGAGCUGUACAAUCCUGUCAGAGAAUGAGCAUGAGGUGCUAAGCACCUCACAAGCAAGAGCCUCACAGAUCACCUCAGUGUCUGCAAAAAUGAACAACACAUAAACUCAUAAAGUUCAGCAAUAUACAAGUUUAAAUGACAAACUUACAGAAUGCCCUCACUGGUGUGUUGAUGAGAAGUUUAUUAAAGCUCUGUUUGAAGAUAUCACACUAACAACACACACAUGCAAAUAGUAGGUUUUUUGUCACAAAGAUACUUAAAAUAACUGUUCAACAUUCAGUUAGAAGCAAGUGAGUGAACAUUUUGUUUAUAUUAGGUUACACUGAGGAAUUACAAUCUAAUAAGAAUAAUUUAGAUUACACUUUUAAGCUUCUCACUAUGUAUUUACCUCCAUAGCCACAGUCUCCAACCAUCAGUCACACAACAAUCACUCGGGCAAGGUGUUUUGCUAAAGGACAGUUUGACAUGCGCUGCUGGAGUCAAAUUGCCAAUCUGCUCCACACUCUGUGUGUACUGAAAGCAGACUGUAUGUAAAUGUACACAUUUCUGUUUGAAGUGGUAUUCUCUUUGUUUUUGGUCUUGAAUAUGGAUUUGAAUAUGCAUAGACAGAUGGGUGCUGGGUGCCUUUUCUAAACGCACACAAAUGCCAGGACAUCACAAAGACUCAGGACAUGGGGGUUUUCCAUGUGCUCUUCAUGUGCAUUCAAGCAGUGUACUGCAAAGGAAAAUGAAAGAGGACUGGCAGCCCACAGUGGAACAACUGGCAGCUACAAUACACACAUACAUAGGCCAUACAAAGCACAUAGGCUUUGAGUGCUUGCCUUUCUAUACACUUGAAUGCUAAUUGUUUUGAUUUGUUAAAAGCCUUUCUUAGUUUUGUAGUAUAAUGUUAAAAACUGGCAGUUGUUCUGGAAACAGGGUCAAAAAUCCUAAAUGACCCACAAGCCUCGAACAUGACCGGUGCAUGUGUAAUAUAGCCUACACCUAAAUAGGCAAGACUACUACAUGUGAAAAAUGUUGAGCAGAGCUUGUAAGACCGGUCAUUUAUCCCAAUUGUACACCAGAGUUGGUUCUUCUUCUGUUUAUAUACUGUUUUCUGUAUGUUCUCAAUUGCUAUUAAACGUCAAAUAUUGACUUCA
This is a messenger RNA of Boleophthalmus pectinirostris (great blue-spotted mudskipper), 2540 nucleotides long. It is a transcript of the gene cnr2, whose product is annotated as cannabinoid receptor 2. Gene Ontology annotation, cellular component: membrane. The record is from RefSeq and is a predicted model, not a curated record. Gene Ontology annotation, biological process: cannabinoid signaling pathway. Gene Ontology annotation, molecular function: cannabinoid receptor activity. The transcript is spliced from 4 exons. NCBI's taxonomy places the organism in Eukaryota, Metazoa, Chordata, Actinopteri, Gobiiformes, Gobiidae. The coding region runs from base 351 to 1505 and encodes 384 amino acids.